AUGUCUUUCACUAACGUAUUCCGAACCCUAGCCUCUCGCCCCAGGUCCUCGACCAAAGGCCCCCUCGACGCAGAUGACAUCCCGGCCCCCCUAACAUCCCCCAUCCCAUCCCAAGCAGCCCGUUUCACCAGCACCCAGGCCGCCGGAAGUCCAAGGAGCAGCCUGAACCUCUCCCGUGCAUCCCCCGCCCCACGGUCUCCCGGCCCGCGCUCUCCCGCCUUACGCGCCACCACCCCCAUCACAACAAAAGACUUCUCCUUCCUCCUGCGCCCGGAAAUCUUCCACCAGCUCUCUCCCCUCUCCAUCCCCGCCCCCUUCCGGAACCCCGCUCGCCAGCCCGCCCCAGAAACCCCUAUCCCGAAACUCCUCCAGCAAGGCCACUUCCGCGCGGCCGCCAUCGCCGCCGUCCAGGCCCUUACUUCUAGCCCCGUGAGCGCCGUCGCUGCGGCGGCUCACCCACCCGUCGACCCGGCGGACCAUGCGCGCGUGUUCGAGCUGCUGUACACGCGCCUCGCGUGUCUGUGUCUCAUCGACGCCACGUCCCUCGCCGCGCAGGAGUCCAAGGCCCUCGAGGACUUGAACUCGGCGUUUUACCUGGACCCGCUUACGGGCGCGCACUUGGUUCCCUGGGAAUUAAGGGUUUUGGGGGUGAGGCUUCAGGCUAUUGGGUUUGGGGACCCGAGACGCGCGGUGAUGAGUUAUUAUGAGUUGGCAAGGGAGGCGAGGAUGCAGGCUGCGAAGGCGGCGAAGUUAGGGGAUGAGGGGAGGGUUGAGGGGAGGGUUUGGAGGGAGAGGUUGGAGGAGCUGGGGGUUAAGGUUGCGGGGGCGCUGGUUGAGAUGGAUGACUUGGCUGGGGCGGCGGAGCAUUUGGGGACGCUUGGGGAUGGGGAUGGUGAGGGGAGGGGGAGGUUGGGUAUGAGUCGGGCGCUUUUGUGGUUGCAUUUGGGGGAUGUGGAGGCGGCGAGACGAUGUGUGAGGAGUGUGGAGGAUGGGGGUAGUUCGACGAGUGAGCGGGUUGUGGGUGCGCUUGCUGAUAUGGCGGAUGGAGAAUAUCAGACUGCGCUGGAGGAGUGGCUGGCGCUGAAGGAGACUAUGGCUGAGAAUGGAGAGCAUGAUGAGAUGGUCGGCGUGAAUCUGGCUGUCUGUCUUCUCUACACGGGGAAAAUGGCUGAGGCCAAGGAUGUUCUGGAAGGUUUGGUUGAGGCAGGCGAUACGUCUCAUACGCUUCUCUUCAAUCUAACGACCAUGUACGAACUCUGCACCGACCGACACAAGAACAUCAAGAUGAAGCUGGCGGAACGGGUAGCUGCUAAGCAGCCUUCGCAAAAGGGAUGGGAGAAGACGAACGCGGAUUUCAAGUUGUAG
Molecule: messenger RNA, 1365 nt
Organism: Annulohypoxylon maeteangense
Lineage: Eukaryota; Fungi; Ascomycota; Sordariomycetes; Xylariales; Hypoxylaceae
Exons: 3
Coding region: 1-1365 (454 amino acids)
Cellular component (GO): Golgi apparatus; TRAPP complex
Molecular function (GO): protein binding
Source: RefSeq, a predicted model, not a curated record